AACGGGCAGGUGGCAUCACGGCAGACUCCUCACCCCGGACUGUUGUCUUAUUUAGUCUUGUAGGCGUACAUAUUAGUCUUUGCUUAUUUUAUAUUUGUUGUUAAUAUAAAAUGUUUAUACAUUGUACAUAGAGGACACAAUUCACCGAAGAAACAAAUCCGAGGAGCCCCUGAACGCAGCACGCUGCUGUUAUUUCCCAAUCUGGAUAUAGAGGAAGUCCGCUGCCAGGACUGGUUUUAAUGGAUUAAAUUCAGGUUAUUUCUGUUUAAAUAUGGAGGCAGAAGGGUCCGGACCUUCGUUACAAAUGUAUAUAUGACGUGACGCCACGAUGAUUUUGAUGCUGCUGCUCACUCAAGCCUUUCUCUCAGCGCUGAGUGAGGAGCCUCCACCCCCCCCACAACACGUCCAUGUUAAGAAGUGGCUGCUGACAUGGACCCCUCCCACCGCAGAGACAGACCUCACCUACACCGUCCAGAGCAGUUUCCAUGGCGGCAAGUGGACAGACGUCCCCAUCUGUGUCCAUAUGGCCUCCACUUCCUGUGAUGUCGCUCUCACAGCAGCAGAGAAUGAGCAUGGCUGUGUGAUGCUGCGAGUGCAAGCAGAGAGACGGGGACUGAAGUCGACCCCAGUGCAGGCCUGCAGCUCACAAAGUGACUCCUGCACACCUGAGGUCAGCCUGUCAGCCCGGCCCGGAUUUCUCACCAUUCACCUGAGUCGUAACCACAGCCUGGCUCAGAACCACGCCGCCCACACUGUGUACAGAGUCCACUACAGCAGAGAGGGAGACACAACACAGCUCUCUGAAGACUCCUCCUCCUCUUUGACCCUCCCACAGCUGGAGCCGGGGCAGCGUUACUGCGCUCAGGUGGAGUACAUCCUCCACAGGUGGUCCGUGGGCCCACCCAGCUGCUCCCUGUGUGAGCUGGUCCCCCACUCAGGUGAGACAGGUACAGAGGUGAACCCAGGUGUGAUAGUGGGUGUGUGCAUAGUUUUGUUCCUCCUGAUGUCCGGCACAGCGUACGUCUUCAUCUUCCAGCAAAGGAGGAUCAAGCAGUGGCUCCGCCCUCCAUAUGCGAUCCCAGAAGAUUUCUACUGCCAGCGUCACUUCCCCAUCUCCACCUACAGCCUCACUGAGGAGCACUUGGAUGUCAUUACCGUUGUCAUCCCAGUGGAGCGGAGAGAGUGAGAUCAGACCUCCACCUGCUGCCCAGUGCUUUGAUAUCAUGCCGUCCCACCUCAGGAGGAUUUCACUUGAGGAGGGAAAACUCUAAAUAGAAAACAGUUGAAUCUGAUCUUCAUUCAGCAGAGGAAAGACUGAAGCGCACACACACACACACAAUAAUAGCAUCGCAGGUCUGACUUAAACACCUGUUUGUUUUAGCAUUAAGUGGUGUCUAAAAAGAUUCAAAGAGUGAAAAUUAUUUCAGUGAGGGAGGUUUUGUUACACUCAUUCAAAGGUCUUUUACAGAAUUUUUAAACUGCAUUAUUUUGUGCGAUUUCAUAAUGUGCCAUAUAUGCUUGCCACUUUAAAAUUUAACCUCUAAACUAA
Messenger RNA from Labrus mixtus (cuckoo wrasse), 1549 nucleotides. RefSeq names its product interferon gamma receptor 2 (gene ifngr2). The transcript is spliced from 7 exons. The coding region runs from base 329 to 1186 and encodes 285 amino acids. NCBI's taxonomy places the organism in Eukaryota, Metazoa, Chordata, Actinopteri, Labriformes, Labridae. The record is from RefSeq and is a predicted model, not a curated record. Gene Ontology annotation, molecular function: protein binding.